CAUAGCCACCGUGCACACAGCCGCUACGCGUCCCUAGUUGGUCCCCGGCUGGCCGGAGGGAAGAGGCGACACCAUGAGCCAUGUGGUGACUAUCGAGGAGCCCCAGGCCAACCUGCAGGUGUCUCAGACCCGGUGCGGGGUGAGGUCGAGGGCCUGGGGCAACGUCUCUACCAGUCGACAGUAUGAUUUUCUGUACGAUCCAUUGUUUAUUGUGUCGAGUGAGAAAGACCAUACACAGGCAACUAUCCAAGCUAACCUGAUUCGAAACAGACUGAGAAAAGUUCCCAGGUUUAGAACCAUGUUCAGUAACCUGAUCCAUUAUCCAAGGUAUUCUCUCUAUUGGAGCAAGGCAGACCCUGUCCCACCAUUCAUCCGCCGGGAAUGGAAAGGACAGGAGGAGAAACACAGAGAAGCCCUCAGGCAGCUUAUCAAAACUGGUGAGUCUUUUCAGAUGACUAAAGAGGCUUAUGAAGAUCCUGAAGUUACUGGAAGGAAUCGCUACAAAUAUUUUGAAAGACCUUUCCUUCCAUUUCAACAGAUGCCAUUCAAUGUCGUUUUUGCAGCAACCAAGACAGAGGCAUAUAUUUUCCCUCCUACUCCUGCUAAGUACCCUCCUGUACCUUCCAAGUAUACCGUGGGUACUCAGACUGAUUAUCGGGAUGCUGAAGUUCAAACUGAUCCAUAUUCUCCAGAAUAUGUAGUAUGUCAGGAUUCAAUCCCUGAGCUCUUGACUCUGGCUACUCUUACGUGGGGUCGAGGGCUCCCAGCAGGACAAGCUGAGGUUGAGAUGAUAGAACGUGCCCGGGAGAAGCGUGCUUGGGAAGCCUCUCUUCCAAGUCUGAGUGACUCCUUCCAGUUUGAGAAGAGGAGGAGGAUGAUGAAUGUGAUGGAGAGGAAGGAGUGGGCCUUCAGAGAGCAGGAGAUUGAAAAGCUUCAGAAGAUUCGCCUGGAGAUUCUAAAAGAGCUGCUGAGAAAACGUGAUGAGAAUCAAAAUGAAGUGAACAUGAAGCACCUGAAUGCCCGGUGGUCUCAACUGCAGGAAGCAAAGGAGGCAAAAUUGGCACGGAUUCAGCACACACACGUCUCAGCAAUCAGAAAACUUGUGGGAAAAAGAAAGAAUAUAGAAGGAAAGUUGGAGAGAAGAAAUAUCAUCAGGGAUUAUUGUGAUUAUGCAUCACAGGUCUAUGGACCUCUGUCUCGUCUUGGUCGUUUCCCUGACAACAAUUCAGAGGACUUUGUAGUUAAAAACCACUAUCUUAACACCUAUGAAGGAUUAGUUGAACUUGAGUCACGUCUCCCAGAUUUUGUGACACAACCCCGAAUCAGACCGCCAAAGCCAAAAGUCACUACCACAAAAGCUGGUUUUCUCAAGAGGGCAGUAAGGAUGGACCAUGAGUUGGCAGAGGUUCAUAAGGCAAUACUGGAUAAGAAGAAUAGAGUUCUUGAACCAAAGAAAGUUUUGCGCUUUCUUCAAAGAAAGCCUCUACCUCAACCUCGGCUUCCAACUCCAACCUUGGAAAUGAGUUCCAAUGAAGAAGAAGAUAUAGAGAUGGCUGUGAUCUACCUUCAAAAGUUACUCCGGGGAAGAGCCGUUCAGAACAUGAUGUUUGAAGGGAAGGAAAAGCGGCUGGAGUUGAUCCAGGAGCUGCGUACCAGCCACGCACUACAAGAGGAUGACAGGCUGCUGAAGAAAGCCGAGAAGCAAGUGACGCUGGCCUUGCAGCGGCAGAGGAACUUGCAUGAGCACAAGGUCUCCCUGGUCGAAAACCAUUUGGCUGGACUGGAAGGAAGGGCGCUGGCAGACAUGUUUGACUUCCUGUCCAAAGAGCUGGUGAGACUGCAGGAAGAGCGGAGGAUCCAUGCUUUUGCCAUGCUGGCCGAGCGGCAGCGGAGGAUGCGAGAAGCUGAAGAGAGUGGUCGGCGCCAAGUCGAGCAAAGGCGCUUGAGGGAGGAGGACCAGAUAUUUAAGGAGGUGAUUAAAGUUCACCAAAGUACUGUAACUUCCUAUCUGGAAGACAUAAUACUGAACACUGAAGAGAACACUGCAGAAGAACAAGCCAGGGCAGAAAUUGAGAAGAUGGCUAAGGAAAUCAAUGACAUUGCUUAUGAAAUGGAGAGCCGUCGAACUCAGCUUCAGUCAGAGGAGAUUGUUGCUGAGUUGGUUUAUAGUUUCCUGAUCCCAGAAGUGCAAAAGGACUAUGUCAAAGAAAAAGUGAGGAACGCCCAGCGGAAGCACAUCCUUGCAGCCCAUCAGAUCAUCCACAGCCACACGGAAGACAUGGUCAAUAAGGAUUUUGUGGAGCAACAGCAGGAUGAGGCGGUCUCAGACACAGACGAGUUACCCGAGGGAGAAACUCAAAAAUAAGAAUCACAGUUCAGAUUAUCUCUUUUAAAAGAAGCUGUACAGAUCAUCAUAUGGAAUUCCAGUAAUCUGUGCUUCUCCCAAGAUGUGCAGCUCUUAUGGACUUGUCAAUGUGUAAUUCAUGAGGAAAGAUCUUUCUUCUCCCUAAACUUCCAAUAAUUUAAAAUUAUUUUCAGUAAUUAUAAUCAAAUGAAGGAGUUUAUUCUCUUUAGUGUUUCCCAGAUGCUCUACUUCAAGAGAAAAUUUUCUCAUGUCUCAUUUCAGCAUUUUGUUAACUAGGAGGAUAUUCUGGCUUGCUGAAUCAAACAAAAAGAAAUGUUACUGAAUAUUUCUUAACUAGUUUUGGCUUGAUAUUCAUAAUGCAUUGACCUUAUCUGCUAAGUUUGGAAGUAUGCAUAUCCCAUGACCUGGCAUUUCAUCUCCUAAAUACAUACUCAGCAAAAAUACAUGGAUAUGUGCACCAAUGGGCAUGACAAGAAUGUUCACAGCAGCACUUUUCAUGACAGCCCCUAAAUUAGAAACCCAAACCUCCACUGACAGUGGAACAGAAAAAUAAGCUGUGGUAUUCAGUGGCCCAUCAACUUAACCAUUGAGAAUCGCAGAAGAAUAUUCAUGCAACACCCACAGAGAGGAUGCUUUGGGGGAGCAAUCUGCCCAUCCUGUGUGUUGACUAACAUGAGGAUCCCUCCUCAGUUAAAUAUUGGUAAAUAGGGAAAAAACCUAAAACAUAAACAAAUCUAUGUGGGCCCCAUAUCCACAUUACUCUGGCAACAGAAUAAAAACCUAUCUUAGAAAAUACCCUUCUCUAGGAAACCAGAAAAGCUUCAGAAGCUAUCUGCUUGGUGAGGAGGCAAGAAGAAAUGGGCUCCUGGGAAACUGCAGCCGAGAAUAAGAAGAGCAGAUGCCAGCAGAUGCAAGAGAAGAAAGUGGCUAAGAUGAAAAAAAUACAAAAAGAUUUAAAAGUCCGUGGAACACAUUUGGAUGCAGUUAAAAGAACAGAAGUACCAAAGCAGAGAAUAAAAUAGGUGAUGUUGCCAACAAACUUCCUGUCGUCCUAUGUGGUUUGGGAAGGAUAAAGAGAUGAGAAUGACAAAGAGGUUAGCUCUGGAUCACCAAUCCUAAAGCAAUGGAAUUCUUAAAAAAAGAAAUCAAAACAAAUAAAAUUAUAAUAAAAGAUUUUCUGAGCUGAAAAAA
Neogale vison (American mink) is the source of this 3556-nucleotide messenger RNA. It is a transcript of the gene CFAP91, whose product is annotated as cilia and flagella associated protein 91. The coding region runs from base 74 to 2365 and encodes 763 amino acids. Lineage: Eukaryota; Metazoa; Chordata; Mammalia; Carnivora; Mustelidae. The transcript is spliced from 18 exons. The record is from RefSeq and is a predicted model, not a curated record.